Artibeus jamaicensis (Jamaican fruit-eating bat) is the source of this 2157-nucleotide messenger RNA. RefSeq names its product maelstrom spermatogenic transposon silencer (gene MAEL). The coding region runs from base 651 to 1913 and encodes 420 amino acids. Gene Ontology annotation, biological process: negative regulation of DNA-templated transcription; regulation of miRNA-mediated gene silencing; piRNA processing. The transcript is spliced from 12 exons. Gene Ontology annotation, molecular function: sequence-specific DNA binding. NCBI's taxonomy places the organism in Eukaryota, Metazoa, Chordata, Mammalia, Chiroptera, Phyllostomidae. Gene Ontology annotation, cellular component: nucleus; P granule. The record is from RefSeq and is a predicted model, not a curated record.
GCGGGCCUGAGUGUGUCUGGCCGAGUCCUCCUGUGCAACCCUGCUCCGCCAGCCGCUGGUUUCGCCCCUUACCGGUCAGGCUGAAGAAUUUGUUGUUAACGGACUUCCGAAAAGUUCAAUUUUCUGUGUUCUGGCUGUGUUUUCUGUUGCUAAUAUUUAGUUUUCUCUAAUCUUGGUUGUGUGAGAAGGCACGGCACAUCCACCUAUGCCUCCAUCUUGGCGGAAGUCCCAUGCCCUACUUUAAGCUGUGAAUUUUGGGCCCUGCCGGCGAAGCGCCCCCUGGCUUCUAUGGCCGCAAUAAGAAUGCCACAGUCUGGGAGAUGUCUUGAAGAGUUCCCACUAAGGAUGAAGUGAGCCCUGGGCAUAAAAGUACCAGAGGGAUGUAUGGGGCCCUCCUUUGCACUUUCCAAAACGCAAGCUGUUAAACUGCAUACCUCCAACCCCCUGGAAGCAGCUAGCCAGGCAGCAAGUCGGAAAGCAGGGCAGAAGAAGCCUGUGGCCCCUGCUCAGAAUGUGGGCGGGGCUUCUCCAAGGCGUCGGAAACCGAGCUUCUGUAUAGAGAUGGAGGUCAGGCGCAGGAGGGAUCUUUGGCACUUGGGACAGCUGGCCAUUCGAGACAGACACACCGUCACUGAGUCGCUAAGGACACAAUGAGCCCGUGCUGGAUGGAGAUGAGGCUCCAGGUCGCCCUCUGGAAGGAGGGAAAGGCCCAGGUGAAAUCCAGCGGUUACGGAUGCAGCUGUAUUGGCCCGUGCGUCCCGCCCCCUGCCCGAGCCUGCGGCCACCGUCCACCCUGGUCAGAUAGCGCCGGUGAGCUGGCAGCCAGGACUUCCUCCAAGAAACCUGUUUGCACGCCGCUGCAGAAGCCAGGCCCACAGGCACCGAAGCCGAGUGUUUCACCCCCGGAUGUGUCAGGCUUGUCUCUGAAGAGUGAUCAAGCUCUCCUUGGAGGUGUCUUUUAUUUUUUGAACAUUUUCAGCCACGGCGAGCUGCCCCCGCACUGCACGCAGCGCUUCCUGCCCUGCGAGAUCGGCUGCGUGAGGUACUCCCUGCAGGAGGGCAUCAUGGCCGACUUCCACAGCUUCAUCAAGCCCGGGGACAUUCCACGAGGGUUUCGCUUCCAUUGUCAGGCUGCAAGCGACUCCAGUCACAAGAUCCCUAUUUCGAACUUCGAGCACGGGUGCGACCAAGCGACUGUGCUACAGAACCUCCACCGGUUCAUCCACCCGCACCCGGGCAGCUGGCCACCUGUCUACUGCAAGUCCGACGACAGAGCCCGCGUCACCUGGUGUCUGAAGCACAUGGAGAGGGGCUUAGAAACCAGGCAGGACCUGGAGCUGCUCACCGUCGAGGACCUCGUGGUGGGGAUCUACCAGCAGAAGUUCCUCAAGGAGCCGUCCAAGACCUGGGUGCGCAGCCUGCUGGACGUGGCCAUGUGGGACUACUCGAGCAACACGAGGUGCAAGUGGCACGAGGAGAAUGACAUCCUGUUCUGUGCGCUGGCCGUGUGCAAGAAGGUCGCGUACUGCAUCAGCAACUCUCUGGCCACGCUCUUCGGCAUCCGGCUCACCGCGGCCCACGUGCCGCUGCAGGACUACGAGGCCAGCAGCAGGGUGACGCCCAAGAUGGUCAUCCUGGACGCCGGGCGGUACCAGAAGCUAAGGUGCAAAAAUCCAGGAUUCUCUCAUUUCAACUCUUCUCACCAGGAGCCGAGAGCACACUCGGCCACUGGUGACCGCCCUGCUGGGGUGAAGAUGGCGGGCCCCGGCAGCCGCACGCGGGGGAGAGGGAUCACACGCCUGCUGGAGAGCGUCUCCGGCCCCGCGCCCCGGUUCUCCGGCUGCGAGGCUGCCCUCUCCCCUCCCGUGGCCCCGAAGGAGGGGUACAGCCCUUUCCCACCCCUGUCCCAGUGAUGACGCUUCCUCAGUUUCUGCAAAAACAACAAGCCCAGCUGCCCUUCCGACUGCGGUCUGCUGGCCAGCGGGUCGCGGGGGCGGCAGGCGCCGCUGCCCUGAGCACUGGUCCACCCCUGAGGGAAGCCGCUGGGCUGGAGGGGCCUUGGGUGCGGUUUGCUCCUUUCCCGGGCUGUGUCCCCUGCCCGACUGCGUCACGGAAGUGCCUUUGCAGCUUUGAGUCCCGCAAGAACAAAACCGGCAU